This is a messenger RNA of Aureobasidium subglaciale EXF-2481, 363 nucleotides long. RefSeq lists its product as uncharacterized. Gene Ontology annotation, molecular function: DNA binding; structural constituent of chromatin; protein heterodimerization activity. The record is from RefSeq and is a predicted model, not a curated record. Gene Ontology annotation, biological process: nucleosome assembly. The coding region runs from base 1 to 363 and encodes 120 amino acids. Lineage: Eukaryota; Fungi; Ascomycota; Dothideomycetes; Dothideales; Saccotheciaceae. The transcript is spliced from 6 exons.
AUGGCUCGAAUCAAUCAGCCUGCCGGUCAAGGCAAAACCGCCACCGGUUUAGGUGGGAAGGGCCUUGGCAAAUCCACUGCAAAGCGCCAUCGUAAGAUCUUACGCGACAACAUCCAGGGCAUUACAAAGGGUUCCAUCAGACGCAUGGCUCGUCGCGGUGGUGUCAAGCGUAUCUCCGGCUCGAUCUACGAUGAAGUCCGUAUUGCGCUUCAAGAAAGACUGCGCACGCUUCUCCAAGACAUCUGCGCUGUUCUUGAGUGCACUAAACGCAAGACGGUCACCGUCCCUGACGUAGUCUUUAUUCUUAACCGUCAUGGUAUCCCCAUCUACGGUUUUGAUGCUCCAUUCCGCACUCGCAACUAA